Molecule: messenger RNA, 2764 nt
Organism: Notechis scutatus (mainland tiger snake)
Lineage: Eukaryota; Metazoa; Chordata; Lepidosauria; Squamata; Elapidae
Gene: HHEX
Product: hematopoietically expressed homeobox
Biological process (GO): cell differentiation; regulation of transcription by RNA polymerase II
Molecular function (GO): DNA-binding transcription factor activity, RNA polymerase II-specific; RNA polymerase II cis-regulatory region sequence-specific DNA binding
Source: RefSeq, a predicted model, not a curated record
CGGGAGGCGGUUCGCCCUGCUUCGCGGGUGGGGUGGGAAAAAAAAAAAAAAAGGCAGCGGCGGGUCCCGGGGCAGAGAAAGAAGGGCCGGGGCGGAAAGGCGGCUCCUGCCUCUGCCCGGACCAGCCAUGCAAUACCAGCCGUCGGGCUCUGCCUCUCUGCCCGCUUUGUACGCGCCCACCCCGAUGCUGCAGCCGGUGCACCCCACGCCCUUUUACAUCGAAGACAUCCUGGGCAGGGGGGUGCCGGGCCCGCCGCCUCCCCCGACUUUGCCGUCGCCCAAUUCCUCCUUCACCAGCCUGGUGGCUUCCUACCGGACUCCCAUCUACGAGCCGACGCCGAUCCACCCGGCCUUCUCCCACCCGCUGGCUGCGGCCACCUACGGGAGCGGGCCCUACGGCCCUGCGGCCGGGCCGCCGCUCUACCCGUUUCCCCGCGCUGUCGGCGAUUACCCGCACACGCUCCUCCGACACGACCCCCUGGGGAAGCCGCUGCUGUGGAGCCCCUUCAUGCAGAGGCCGCUGCACAAGCGGAAAGGAGGCCAAGUGCGCUUUUCCAACGACCAAACCAUCGAGCUGGAGAAGAAGUUCGAGACGCAGAAGUAUCUCUCCCCGCCGGAACGGAAGCGCCUGGCGAAAGUGCUGCAGCUCAGCGAGAGGCAGGUUAAAACAUGGUUUCAAAAUCGGCGGGCAAAAUGGAGACGCUUAAAGCAGGAGACCCCUCAACCCAACAAAAAAGAGUCAGAAAAUGGAGACAGUCUUCAGACUUCCAAACAAGAAAAUUGCUUAAGUCCCGAGAUGGAUAAGGGAGUUUCUCCACGUAGGUCACAAUAUACCCCUUCACCUGUCUCCCAAGAAGAGUUGGAUUCGGACAUCUCAGAUGAUUCAGAUCAAGAGGUGGACAUUGAGGGAGACAAAGGUUAUUUCAACGGUCCCCAUCUGUAGCACUUGAAGAUGGACUUUCCCUCUAUUGGCACUUUAAGAGGAACUGGCUUGACAAAAACAAUCAGUGCUAUAAAAAGGGGGUUUUCUCUUCUCUUUCAGUUGGAUGGAGAAAGAGGGAAGGAAUAACAAACUUUGUAAAUAAUUGUCAUUGAGUUUGUCAAGACAAUCCAUUUGAUAAAGGAGUAGAUCCUUUCAUGACUGGAAGGGAAUCCUAUAUUUGUGUUCCUCUAUUUGUACUGGGAUUGAUUUUUUUAUCCUACCCAGAAUGCUGCAUUCUCCUCCAUAAAUUUAAACAUGAAGAUCCUUAGACCACAGGAGGAAAAAAAGAACAAUCACAACAGGGAACAACAUGAAAAAGGAAUUUUCUGAUGUUGCAAGGAAGAUUUUAGUUCUUGGGAUACAUCUUUUUGCAGAGAUGUCACAAAUGUAAUAGUAUGCAGAAUGAAACCAGACUUUUGUCAUGGGAAUAUCCUUCAUGAAAGUACAUAUUCCAUUAAAAUAACCUUCCCUGAGGUAUGGAAAAUAAUGUAUGAGACAUUAUUAAAUGUGUAGCAAGGUCUUAAAUAAUAUAAAUAGUAGGAGAAGGAAAAGGAUCUUUAUUUUGGGUUGAUUUGAAAUAUGAAUGGUCUAAGGAACUUGGUAUUGGCCUAUACUAGCCAUGCUUGCUAUCCAUGGUUGGAAGGGAGAAACUAUGGUUAUAUGUUCACAUAUCAUGCUUAGUCAUAAUAUAGAUUUUUGGUUUGUAGAUCCUAGUUUGUGUUCUGUUUUUUAAUCCAACUACUGUAGCUUAUUCAAGAACCCAUGCCUAAAACCAUGCCUUUGAAUGAAUUAUGCAUCCAGAUUGUGUGAAAUGAUUCUACCUAUGUACAGUAUCCUAGAACAAGGAAGAAUCCUAAGAAGGCCUUAUUCACUAAGAUGUUAUGUAGUUUGUUUUCUUUUCGCUUAGUGUAAUCUAUAAGUCAUGCUAUAAUGUGGUGUAUGAUGUAGAUCAUUAGAGCAUGUUCAAAAUCCUGGCUGGGUUCCCAUUCUUUGUGGCUUAGAAUCUUACAUUGACACAGCCAGUGUGGUUUAUAUAGCAGAGUUUACUUGUAUGAUUUCAGUAAACAAUGGCUAAAGAAUACCAAAGACCAACAGAUGAGAAUGAAGAAGCUUCUUGAAUGAGAAGUGAAACAUUUUAAAAGAAAAACGAAGUCCGGUUGCCUUUUGAAAAAGCACCUUUGGAACAACUAUGAUCUGGAUGAUUGAGAAUCUCCAUAUACUGUACCAGAGACCAAUAGACACUAACUUUGCUUUUUUCAAACUGUUACCCUCCAGAUGUGUUGGGCUAUAGCUUUAUCUGUUCCCAAACCACUUCUGUAGCCCAAUACAUCUGAAUGGGCACCAGAUUAAUGAGGGCUGCAGAGGACAGCACAAGGGAAAUAUUACUGUGCACCUCCGGCAGCCUUUGUCUUUACAACUAACACUAUUACAUGUAAACAUAAGCCCCAUUAAUUCAGUGGGAUUUAUGUCCCAGAUGUAUAUAAAAUUGAAUACUAUUUUUUAAAAUAUUCAGUAUAUAUUUCAUUUAUUUUAAUACUUUUUAAAAAUGUUAUAUGUAUGAGUAUAUAUGUGCAUAUGUAUGCUCUUAAAGAUGGGGACUAAAACAAAACUAAUGGAUUUGGUUACUUGCUCUUUAUGUUCUGCUAACUACUUUUAUAUAAGGAUCUGUUAUGUUUAAGUAAAGCUUGCUUGCACAUUUCGUUCUGAGAGUCCAGAGAAGCCAUGUACUUAUCAGGCUAAGAAAUGCCUACAUAAAAACUUUAAUGAGAUUGUCUUUCUAAA